AGCAGGCCAAUGACAAGUUGUUGGUAACUCAGCAGCCCUGUCGUCAAACAUGUAUCUUUUGAUAAUGAAAAAAAACAACUUCACUCUGAAUAUUAUCAUUAGCCUUACAUUAAUUGUUAUAGCCGAUUGUCAUUCGUCUAAAGCCAAUGUAUUAUUUGUCCCACUGUCUGAGCUUGUGAAGAGAGGUGAAAGAUACCUUGAACCAAUUGACAAGGUGAACAUUGAUAGGAAUGAGGAGGCCAAGACCAUAUCAGUUCGCUGUACAGAAUCGGCCAUGGACAUAAACAUAAAAGCAGACUUCUUUGCCACUGGUGUGCCCGUUGACGUGGAACACCUUGCUCUUUUGGGGAAGAUGCCUGUUGACAAAACAUGCAGGGCCUUUGCGUUUGACGGAUAUUACAAGAUCGUCGCCCCGCUGACUGAAUGUGGCACUAGAUUAUUGGCCACAGAAGAUGCUUUGGUCUACAGUAACGUUCUCGUGCAUUUCCCAUUACCUUCUCCUGAGGACCCGUGGAGGAUCGCGCCUACAACUGUUUCUGUCACGUGCUAUUACCGCAGGAGAUACAGUGCUAGCAGUAAGAUCUUGAAACCCACAUGGGCACCUUUCUUGUACACACAGGCCAUGGAGGAUUCCUUGGAAUUUUCUCUGAAAAUCUUGACUGAUGACUGGCUCCAUGAGAGGACCUCAGGAAUCUUUUAUUUGGGUGAUGCCAUAAACGUAGAGGCAGCCGUUGAUGUGACCAAUCAUCCGCCACUCCGGCUUUAUGUAAACGCCUGUGUGGCCACCCUCAAGCCUGAUGUGAACUCUGUUCCCAAAUACACCUUCAUAGACAACCAGGGGUGUCUGACUGACGCCCUGCAGACUGGCUCGAGCUCCCGAUUCCUACCACGCAAGCAUGCCAACCGACUGCACUUCCAGCUGGACUCUUUCGUGUUCUUUCAAAGGGAUCCCCAUCCGCUGUAUGUCACCUGUUACCUGGAGGCUGUUCCCACUGAGCAAUGGGCCCCCGUGGACCUCAAGAAGAAGGCUUGUUCCUUUAUUGAUGGCCAAUGGCGCUCUGCUGAGGGCUUUGAUGAUGUGUGUGGCAGCUGUGGCCAUGCCAAGAUGUCUGGUGAAGGACAGGGCAAGAUGAAACAGGGCAAGGAAAACCAACACCCCGGGAGACUGGAAGAAAAGGCUGCUCUAGGACCAUUUCUUGUGCUCUCCAAAAGUGACGUCAAAUAGUAUCCAAUAAAAUCAGUCUAAAUAA
This is a messenger RNA of Alosa alosa (allis shad), 1250 nucleotides long. RefSeq names its product zona pellucida sperm-binding protein 3-like. The record is from RefSeq and is a predicted model, not a curated record. The transcript is spliced from 8 exons. NCBI's taxonomy places the organism in Eukaryota, Metazoa, Chordata, Actinopteri, Clupeiformes, Clupeidae. The coding region runs from base 50 to 1225 and encodes 391 amino acids. Gene Ontology annotation, molecular function: acrosin binding. Gene Ontology annotation, biological process: egg coat formation; binding of sperm to zona pellucida; positive regulation of acrosome reaction. Gene Ontology annotation, cellular component: extracellular matrix.